GUGCAGUUUCCACCAUCGCGUGAUCAAUUUGGCAUAUGGCACGGCUCCAAGAUGGAGUGGGCGGUCCUGGCAUGCUCGUACUUUGCACGCUGCUUUGACGUCACCUCGGCGCCAAGGGGAGCGGGGCGUGAGGGGGCGAGCAGCUCAUUAGUGAUGUGCGCCGCGAACGAUUCGCCCUCCUGACCCUGGCUUGUCAGCUGUCUGUGCAGGGCAGAAAGCCAGGCCUCGAAACGGACCGCGUGGCCUUCGGAGUCCAGCCGAGGGACGAACACCGACACCGACGGGGCUGCCAUGCCGGCAGGAGACCAAGACGCCACACGUAUCCGGACAGCGGCUGGUGCUGACGAGGUAGCAGGCGGCUGGGGCUGCGGCUACGGUUGGGCACGGCUACGACUAGCAGCUAGGAAAUAGUGAACGAGGCGACAGGCACUGGCGACUAGCAGCGAACUACGGCAUCGACAGCUGCGGCUGCGGCUGCGGCUAUGGCGCUGACGGAUACAGCUGCGGCUACGGCGCUGGAGGCUGCGGCUGCGGCUACGGCGGCAACAGCGCUGGCGGCUGCGGCUGUGGCGCUGGCGGCUGCGGCGCUGGCUGCGAGCGGGCAGGCAACGAGCCAGCGGUGAGCUGGCAGCGGUGGACAGCGAGCAGCGGGCGGCGAGCAGCGGGCAGCGAGCUGUGCGCGGCGAGUAGCGGGCAGGGAGCAGCGCAAGGCGAGCAGCGGGCAGGGAGCAGCGCAAGGCGAGCAGCAGGCAGCAAGGCAUCUGGCGAUGGGUCGGAGUGCGAGCGCAGACUAGGGCGUGGGGCGGCGACAGAGCCUACGAGGCGCUAGGAGCCAGCUAGCCAUGAGCAUUGGCACGGCCCGACUCUGGGACGGUCUGGGCCAGGCCACGCUGGGGUUGGGUCGGUUUUGGCAAGUGCCAGACCCGGCCCGGGUUUAGGGGUCAGGCUGGACUUGGCCCGCAGUAGGCAUGAGCAAAAGGCCAGGCCAGGCCAGUCCAAGGGCGAACCAGGCUGGCCUGCCAUCCAAAACCAGGCGGGGGGCGAGCCGGUGUUGGGCCCGGAUCGGGCCGGGCCACCUAAGCAUGGACCUAGUCUUACAAACUCUCCUACUAAUGUAUAGCAUUGUGUUGUGUUAGUAAUCGGUGCUGAUGCGUGUUGAGAGACCCUUGAACACAAUGUUCUUCAUCGUGCGGGUUGUGCUGGUGUAAAACAUUUCACGAACAGGAGGCUGGGUAGUGCAGAAAACAAGUAGCCAUGUGUUACGCGCUCUGAAUUUGUGUCUGAUACGGUUUCCUGUACUCUCGUCGUUUGUGCGUCCUCCAGAAACCUGGCUGACAACAGCUUGAGUGGCUCGAUUCCUGACUCCAUUGGCAAGCUCUUAACUCUUGCUUCCUUGUAUCUCAAUGGGAACAAGCUGUCUGGCUCGAUACCAACAACGAUAGGCAACCUUCAACUUUUGAACAACUUGAAUCUGUCUGCAAACAGCCUGAUCGAUUCUAUUCCGUCCACUAUUGGACGCCUAAGCAACCUGGCGUACUUGAACCUUGAUUUAAACUCUCUGUCCGGUUCUAUACCCGAGUCACUUGGGAGGCUUGCCAACUUGAAAGAACUACAUCUUGCUAACAACAGCCUGACUGGCAACAUCCCUGGCUCCAUUGGCAACCUCGUGCAGCUUUCUAUCUUGGAUCUGAAUGAAAGUGAAGUUACAUGCCCUCCUGACUAUACCCCAUGUGUGGCGAAACAAAGACUUCAGAGCGCCUUUUGCCGCAAGUGCCCCUCUUUCUGCACCACCUGUGCCAAGGCAGCACCACCACCUCCCACAGCCCCAUCGGCACCAGCUGAGUCUCCAUCGCCGUCCUCCUCUUCAGCCUCCUCGCUUUCCCCUGGAGCGUCGGCCUCCCAGUCUGGAGGCGGUCUGUCGGCGGGAGCCAUUGCUGGCAUUGCUGUGGCUGCUGUGGCUUCCCUGCUGGGGCUGCUGCUGAUUGGCAUGCUGCUACUUCGAAGACCGGCACAAGGAGAAGCUACAGUGGUAAAGAAGGGCGAGGAUGCGGCACCACAAAGAGAUAUUGAAGGCCUGGCUGGCAGCGUGGCAGCCUCUCACUGCACCGAGUACUCCCUUGAGGAAGUCAUGGCAGCCACGAGCAACUGGUCCGAUGACAACCGGCUUAGCUCUGGUGCCUUUGGUGAUGUGUACAAGGGCGUGUCUCCAAGGGAUGGCACCACAGCGUGGGCCGUCAAGCGAGCUAAAUUGCUUGACGCUGACUUCCAGAAAGAGGUCCGACAGAUGGCCGACAAGAACCAUCCCCACCUUGUGCGCCUGCUUGGGUUUGCCGCUGGAGGGGACAUGAGGACACGCCUGGAGCAAGUCUUGAUCUACGAGUUUGUUCCAAACGGGGACCUGGAGAUGUGGAUCUCUACAAAAUCACACUUUCAGCUCAGCCUGAAGCAGCGGCUGGACAUCCUCCUUGGUGCUGCUCGUGGCUUGGAGUAUCUCCACAGCUUUGGCCUUGUGCAUCGUGACAUCAAACCUGCCAACGUCCUGCUCCGGGCUGACAUGCAGGCCAAGAUUGCGGACUUUGGGCUAGUGAAGGCCUUAGAGGGCUCAACAGCGGGUACUACUCGAGUCAUGGGAACACCGGGCUAUUUGGAUCCCAUCUACUCCCGCACGUCCAAGGCAACCACCGCCACCGAUGUGUACAGCUUUGGUGUGCUGAUACUUGUGGUCCUCAGGGGGCGAAGCCCGACUGCUGCAGCUGAUGGGGAGAGCAAGCACAUACUGGCAUGGGUGGAGGCCUGCCUGGCGUCCGACAGCCCGACCCGCCUCAAGGACCUCAGCAUGGACGCCCCUGAUGAUGCUGUGCUGCGCUUGGCCCAGCUGGCUCUCAGCUGCUCUGCAGAGUGCACUGCGAGCCGCCCAAGCAUGGCUAGUAUUGCCAACGAGCUGCAGGGCAUCAGGAAUGAAGUGGUGGGGAAAGUGGAGCUGAGUGCAGCAAUUAAGGUGGACGAGCAAGUCCAGCAGUUGAAGGGCUCAUUAUCCACAGAUGCGCAUCUGCAAUGCAUUGACAACCUCCUGCAGGCGAACUCCUUUGAAUGAAGGCAGCUACUUGACUAGAGUUCUUGGCAGCGGUAAUCUACAAUACUCAAGAUUUGGUGACGUUUCUUCUUGGAUUAGAGGUACUACACAGGUGGUAGAACAGAUUGUUGAGACAAAAAGUGCUUUGAUGCCUAUAGUUAUGAAGGGGGUCGUGAUGACUGUAUCAGAAAUUAGAAUUGAAUGAUCGUAAAGUGAGAGUACACACAAAUAUAUCUAAGUUUUGUAU
This is a messenger RNA of Closterium sp. NIES-67, 3320 nucleotides long. Lineage: Eukaryota; Viridiplantae; Streptophyta; Zygnematophyceae; Desmidiales; Closteriaceae. The record is from the annotation of a GenBank genome assembly.